Rotaria sp. Silwood1 is the source of this 1428-nucleotide messenger RNA. The record is from the annotation of a GenBank genome assembly. Lineage: Eukaryota; Metazoa; Rotifera; Eurotatoria; Philodinida; Philodinidae.
AUGAAAAAAAAUGAAGAUCUUUUACAUGCUAUACUUGAUAUAAUUGGUUGUCAACGUGCAUUUCAAUAUGCACAUGAAGCAAUUCGAUUAUAUAAUACAAAUGAUUCAUCAAUAAUCAAAUCUGAUAAUGAACAAAUACGAACAUUAGAUGGUGUUUAUUUUAAAAUGUUUAUUAAAGAUAAUGAUAAUGAUUUAAUAAGUGAACAUGAUCGUAAUCAAAUUAAAAAACGUAAUCAAGAAAUACAAAAAGUUAAAAAGAAGAGAAAAACAAAAAAAAUGAAAAAAGGGUGUGGGUGUGGGUGUGAGUAGAUGUGCGUGUGAGUAGAUGUGCGUGUGGGUGGGGUGUGAGUGUAGAUGUUCUCAUCACACCCACACCCAUCUUAUUUUCAUUCAUUUUGAAUGAUUAUUUUUACAUAAUUUUCGUGAAUUGAAAGCCUGAUUUUCAUCAAUGGAUUUUGAAAAACAUUAAAGAAUACGUUCGUUUCAUCAUCACAAAUGGCAUUUUUUUCAUUUCACGGGAAAAACUUCAUUAAAAUGAUGCAAAUAACAUUAUUUUUUGUCAUUUUAUAAGUCACAUCCGUACCCACACUCAAUUUAAAAUAUUUUACAAUGAAUUAAAAUUUUUCUAUAACAUUCAAACAAUUAGUUCAUAGUCAGCCUAAAGAUACAAAAAAAAACACAAAUAUUUUAAUUUGUUAUAAUCAAUACAAUACGUUUCACAUUUGGCCAUUUAAUAUGAUUAACAUUUGUGUAAACACAUUCCACCCAAAGACUUAGUUUAAUUUGUAAAAAACAAUCUAGAUAUUGUAUGUUUGAUGUCAAAUCAUGUCACAAGACAUGUACUUGUUUGUAAUGAAUUAUCAACAUUUUCUCAUUUUUGAAAAAAUCCAACUAGUUGUUAUUUUCUCACAAAAUAAUUUACAAUAUAUCAUUUUUUAAAAUGAAUGAAUAUGGUUGAGUUUUUGAUGAAGCUCUACAUCAGUUAAAUUACUAAACGAGCUUUAUUGUAAAAUAUUUUCGUACAUAUAUUUGUUUUGAUGCAUCAAUUCUUUUCUAAUUCAUUUCAUGAGUAUAUUGUUCAGAAUCCCAUACCUCAAAUCCAUAAACUAUUAUCACAUCAGUUUUUAUCUUGUUAUGAUACUGUAGUUAUUAAGUAGUCCUUUAACUUUCUCGAUUUCAGUAUUACUGAUUUUUGUGAAUUGAACUAAAUAAAAUAAAUUUUCUUUUUUUUUAAAUCUUUAGCGCAAAAAAAAAUCUACUCCAACUAUCUUUGAUAUUUUUAAUGCGCAAACAAGAAAAGAAUAAAAUUGAACUGUAAGUUAAUAUAAUUAUAUUGAUUUCAUGAACCUUUUUUUUACUAGAUUCCAUUUACAUUUGAGAACAUCAAAACAUUCGAUAACAUAAAAUGAAAUAUCACUUGAUUGAUAA